AUGCCUCUCAAUCCACAGGCCAUCUAUCCGGCCACCGACCCGGGAUUCAUUCAAUUCCCCAGUCGACGCAGCACCGUCCACAGCACCAAAGGCAUCGUCUCGUCCACCCAGCCGCUCGCCACUCAAGCUGGCGUCCGCAUCCUGCGGCAAGGUGGAAACUGCGCCGAUGCUGCCGUCGCUGUCGCCGCAGCGCUCAACAUGACCGAGCCCGGUAGCACGGGCAUCGGCGGCGACUGCUUCUGCCUCUUCUACGACGCAAAGACGAAAAAGGUGCACGCGAUGAACGGCUCCGGCCGAGCAGGCAGCAACGUCACGCUCGACACGAUCCGGCAGGACCUUAAGAUCGCGGAGGGCGAAAUCGGCAGCAUCCCGAUAAGGAGCGUGCACGCGGUGACAGUCCCGGGCGCCGCGGCGGGCUGGGUCGAUGCGAUCGAGCGGUUCGGCAGCGGACGUGUGACGCUGGCCGAGGUGCUGGCUCCGGCCAUCGAGCUGGGCGAGGAGGGCUUCCCCGUGUCGGAGCUGAGCAGCAGCUUCUGGCACAACGGCGAGCAGAUCAUCCGCGACGCGAGCCCCAACUUCGCCGAGAUGCUGAAGAAGGACCCGCAAGCCAAGGACGGCUGCAGGGCGCCGCGGCCCGGCGAGAUCUUCAAGAACCCGACGCUGGCGAACACGUUCAGGUUGCUGGGCCAACACGGGAAGAAGGGGUUCUACGAGGGGUCUGUGGCGGAGGCGCUGGUGAAGGUCGUGCAGGACCUCGGAGGGCGGCUGACGCUGGAGGACUUGAAGAAGCAUGCCGAGCUGGGCAGUGAGCCGGUGGAUGCCAUUUCGCUCAAGUUCCACGGACAGGGCGUGGGCGAGCUGCACAAGAAGCACAUGCACGACGGAGGCGAUGAAGGCGUGGAGGUGUGGGAGCAUCCGCCCAACGGCCAGGGCAUCGUGGCGCUGAUGGCGCUGGGCAUGCUGCAGGAGCUGGAGAAGGAGGGCAAGAUUCCCAGGUUCACGGCCCAGGACCACAACUCGGCAGAGCACCUGCACGCCGUCAUCGAGACGCUCCGCAUCGCCUUCGCAGAUGCGAGCUGGUGGGUGACGGACCCGAACGUGGAGAAGGUGCCGACCCAAGAGCUCAUCUCGCAAGCCUACCUGGCCUCGCGCGCGAAGCUCUUCAACCCAGCGCAAGCGUCAGACAUCCCGGACCACGGCUCGCCGGCGCACAACCACAGCGACACGGUGUACUUCUGCUGCACCGACAGCGAGGGCAACGGCAUCUCGUUCAUCAACAGCAACUACUGCGGCUACGGCACCGGAAUCAUCCCCAAAGGCUGCGGCUUCACCCUGCAGAACCGCGGCGCCAACUUCAGCCUGCAGCACGACCACCCCAACGUCAUCAAGCCCAGCAAGCGGCCCUACCACACCAUCAUCCCGGCCCUCAUCACCAACCCGUCCGACGGCAGCCUGCACUCCGUCUACGGCGUUAUGGGCGGCUUCAUGCAGCCGCAGGGCCACGUGCAGGUGCUGCUGAACAUGCUGGUGUUCGGCCACUCGCCGCAGGCCGCGCUCGACGCGCCGCGCGUGUGCAUCGGCGCGGGCAUGCCGGACCAGAGCAACAAGCAGAAGGUCAUUGACCGGACCGUGUAUCUGGAGGACGGCAUCCGGCCGGAGGUGGCCGAGAAGCUAAAGGCCAUGGGUCACCAGAUCGAGAUCGUCAAGGGCCACAAACGCGGUCUGUUUGGGCGAGGGCAGCUCAUCCGGAGCCAUGUGGAGGACGGGCAGACGGUGUGGAGCGCGGGCAGCGAUCCUCGUGGCGACGGAGCGGCAAUGCCAAUGUAA
Molecule: messenger RNA, 1827 nt
Organism: Lasiodiplodia theobromae
Lineage: Eukaryota; Fungi; Ascomycota; Dothideomycetes; Botryosphaeriales; Botryosphaeriaceae
Product: Gamma-glutamyltranspeptidase
Exons: 2
Coding region: 1-1827 (608 amino acids)
Source: RefSeq, a predicted model, not a curated record